Molecule: messenger RNA, 2615 nt
Organism: Alosa alosa (allis shad)
Lineage: Eukaryota; Metazoa; Chordata; Actinopteri; Clupeiformes; Clupeidae
Gene: pls1
Product: plastin 1 (I isoform)
Exons: 17
Coding region: 179-2134 (651 amino acids)
Biological process (GO): actin filament bundle assembly; actin filament network formation
Cellular component (GO): actin filament bundle; actin filament; cytoplasm
Molecular function (GO): actin filament binding; calcium ion binding
Source: RefSeq, a predicted model, not a curated record
CUCCCAACCCUGGUACCAGCAGUCUGUCAGGUGUGUUUAAGCUGAACGUCAGGGGACUCCUGUCUAGGAACUCUUCUCUUCACCAAGGAAAAACAAGAUCCGACCCUGUCAGCUGUCAACUACAAAGGAAUACCCUAAAGGAUCACUGGACCAAAGGAAAAGUACUAGAGAAUCCAACAUGCCCAAAGGAAAUGUAACUCAGAUCUCACGAGAGGACCUGAAGGAACUCAGAGAAGCCUUCGACAAGAUUGAUAUUGAUAACAGUGGCUAUGUAAGUGACUUUGAGCUUCAGGACCUCUUUCGGGAAGCCAGGUAUUCCUUGCCAGGGUUUCAGGUGCGGGAAAUUGUGGAAAAGUUCAUCACUGCAGACACCAACAAAGAUGAGAAGAUAAGCUUUGAUGAAUUUGUUGCGAUCUACCAAGAACUAAAAAGCAAGGACAUCAAGGAGACCUUCCGCAAGAUGGUUACCAGACCAACUGGGUUAAUAUGUCUUCCAGGCACAUCUCCAUUCUCCACUGAGGGCACUCAACACUAUUACUCAGAUGAGGAGAAAGUGGCCUUUGUGAACUGGAUAAAUAAGUCCUUGGCCAAAGAUCCAGACUGCAGACACCUCGUCCCCAUGGACCCAGAAAACGACAGCCUAUUUAAGUCUGUUAAGGACGGGAUACUGCUGUGCAAAAUGAUUAAUUUGUCCCAGCCAGACACAAUUGAUGAGAGAGUGAUAAAUAUAAAGAAAUUAACAACUUUUACAAUGAAUGACAACCUGAAUCUAGCUCUAAACUCGGCUGCAGCCAUCGGCUGCACUGUAGUCAACAUUGAUCCUACGGACCUGAAGGCUGGGAAGCCACACCUGGUGCUGGGCCUCCUCUGGCAAAUCAUCAAGAUCGGGCUUUUUGCAGAUAUUGAGAUUUCCAGAAAUGAAGCACUCAUUUCCCUGCUGCAGGACGGCGAGGAGCUGGACCACCUGCUCUCCAUGUCCCCAGAGGAGCUGCUGCUGCGCUGGGUCAACUACCACCUCAACAACGCCGGCUGGCAGCCCAUUUACAACUUCAGUGACGACGUCAAGCCCAUUUACAACUUCAGUGACGACGUCAAGGACUCCAGAGCCUACUUCCACCUGCUCAGCCAAAUCGCUCCUAGAGGGGACAGAGACGAGAUUGGCAUUCCCAUUGACAUGACAGGAAUAACUGAGCGGGACGACGAGAGGCGAGCUGAGAUGAUGCUGAAGCAGGCCGACAGGUUGGAUGCCAGGCAGUUUGUCACUGCUCACGACGUAGUGUCCGGGAACAGCAUGCUCAACAUAGCCUUCGUGGCCAACCUGUACAACCUCUACCCAGCUCUCAACAAGCCUGCCACCAAUGGCCUAGAUCUCACCUUACUGGAGGGAGAAUCCAGGGAGGAGCGCACCUUCCGGAACUGGAUGAACUCCUUAGGAGUGAAUCCCACUGUCAACCACUUGUACAGCGAUCUGGUGGAUGCUUGGAUCAUUCUUCAGUUAUAUCAACACAGUCAGAUUCCUGUGAACUGGAACAAAGUCAACAAGCCUCCAUAUCCCUCUUUGGGUGCAAACAUGAAAAAGCUGGAGAACUGUAGCUAUGCUGUGGAUCUAGGCAAAACGGUUGCCAAGUUCUCUCUGGUGGGUGUUGGUGGGGUAAACAUCAAUGAGGGCAGUCGAAUACAUACCUUGGCUUUAAUAUGGCAAAUAAUGAGGAGAUACACAGUGAAGGUUUUGUCAGACCUUGGAGAUGGUGAAAAAGUGGAUGACAAAUUUAUCAUCAACUGGGUGAAUGCUGCUUUAAAGGAAGGUGACAAGGACACAUUUAUCAGCAGCUUCAAGGACAAAUCGAUCAGCACCAGUCUUCCAGUGCUCGAUCUGAUCUCUACCAUCACUCCCAAGGCUGUCAAAGACGAAAUGGUUAAGAGAGGCGAACUGAGCCCUGAGGACAAGCUGAACAAUGCAAAGUAUGCCAUCUCCGUUGCCAGGAAGAUCGGUGCCAAGGUGUACGCAUUGCCUGACGACCUGGUGGAGGUGAAGCCCAAAAUGGUGAUGACAGUGUUCGCCUGCCUGAUGGGGAGAGGGAUGGUGAAGGACAAAAAGGACAAAAAUGACAAGAAAGGAAGUUUCAGACGCUGACCCCCCGCACACACACACACACACACACACACACACACACACACACACACACACACACACACACACACACACACACACACACACACACACACAACUGUACUGUACUGUACUGUACUGUUUUAUUCACUCCCUCCAAAGUGCACGUCUCCUCCUACUCCUCUCUUUCCCUCCCUACAUUUGCCAGACGCGUUUAUUCAAAGCACCUUACAGCAAAUCUCUCUUUCUCUCAUCAUACUGUACUCCUACUCACCAACUGUCCAUCCAGGCAGUACAACAAUUGCUCCAUUAUGUUUCGUAUUGUCUGUGAUUUGUUAGAGAUAAUGGUAAUAAGAUGAUCCAGAAGUAUCUAGAAUAUUGCACAGACAAAUAAUGCAUGUCAUUUUUACUGGCUGUUUGAAAAUUGUGCUUAGGCUUAAGAUGUGUGUAAAUGUUGUCUAAUUUAUUUCUAAUGACUAAUUUUAAUAAAUUUACCAAAUUAGAA